Podospora bellae-mahoneyi is the source of this 4043-nucleotide messenger RNA. RefSeq lists its product as uncharacterized. NCBI's taxonomy places the organism in Eukaryota, Fungi, Ascomycota, Sordariomycetes, Sordariales, Podosporaceae. Bases 1894 to 2640 code for a protein of 248 amino acids. The record is from RefSeq and is a predicted model, not a curated record. The transcript is spliced from 3 exons.
GAGCAACUCGGUGUGAUGAUCAAGUGAACCAGAAAAUGUCAACAUGGUGGGCAGUGUCGAGAGUGUGAAUUUGGCAUUUCCCCAGAAUUGUUGGAGGGCGUCAGCACCUGAUUGGCCAGGUGCCCUCCACCUCGUGGUCCGCCUUUUUGCUUGUGCGCUGCUGCGAGGUACUGACUGAAAACAGAAAGCAGCUCUCUCAUCAAGGUUCUUGGAAAAUCACACAAUGCCACCGAAUUAUCCGGUGACAGUCUGACAGAUUUCCAAAUAUCACAACAUUCUCUCGCAACAUUGUCUGUGCUACCCGGCCCAGCCAUUGUCCCAGAUUCCACCAUCGCCCCCACGAAAUUUGUCACCGGACCGCUUCAUCGCAGACAAGGCCUGUCCUGCUCAUCUUCUGGGGACCCUGGCCUGUCACUGCCCAGUGAUCUGGGGCCGAAAGAGGGGCACUCCUCACACUGUGUUGCAAAGACAGGUUCAAUUGACGUUUGCAUCAUGGGUGUUCACCCACCCCACGAAAGCGCCCAGGUGAAACCCUCCUCCUCCCCUCUCACCCAUCCAGUGACCUACAAGAACACAGCCCGCCCAAUUCCCUGACAUUCUCUUCGCCCUCUUGCCCUUCUCGCCAACCUGACCCUUCCAGCCUCCUGUCCAGUCUUCGUCGUCUCACCACCACACCAAAUUCUGAUCUCAACAUCGCUCCAUCUGCUCUUGGGGAUCCAAGGUCUAACCCUGCCCUCGUUGACCUGAGCCCACGCUGGCGGGAAACACACUUGGACCGGGGAUCUUUGUCAUUUCGAUACACUUCCCCGUCUUUGCACCACACCCACCGACGGUGAAAGACGAUUGGCCAAGACCAACAAGCUCACCCAGCUCCGUCCAUCUCCGCUCUCGGCAGCAGCCUUGAAGGACACGGCGUUGGUCCAUGCGCAAGCUGAAGCGCCCAGGAAUUGGUCAAAGGAGUCAUCCGACACGCAAAAGUAUCUGAUAAUUAGCCCAAAGAAUCAAGUCUUUUAAAGCUCUGCCUUGGUCGGUCGUCUCACACACUCAAGCUUCGCCUGUGCCGUCUUUUUUCGGUUCAAAGACAUUCAGACAGCUCUUCCAAGCUACACUACCACCUAUCUUCAUACCUACACUUACACAAGACACACACACCACCACGCGAGUUUCCACUUGUGUUCCCAUCAACUGAACCGUCACUUCUCUUCUAUAACAGACAUCCCGACUACACAAGCGCGGGGUAAAAUCCUGCUCGUUUGGCUACCCGAUUUGCACGCCAAGUCCACGAGUUGUCGCGACACACAACGUUGUGGCCCGUCAGCAGCACCGCAACGCAACACAGACUCACUGCUGGGCGGCAACCCGAGUCAAGCCCUGUUAUUAGACACCUUCCCCGAAGGUUCAGCGAUUGCAGACUACUGGCCCAAGAAUCCAACUAUCGAGUGGCCCGGCAUAAUACCAAGGGACCAUCACAGUCCACAAAAGGCCGCCAGCAACCGACAGCACUGACAACCCAAGAGGAAAAAAAAAUCUCUUCUGCAGCAUACAUAUUCGCCACCGCACGACACACCCCUUUGCUGGGCUCCAAUUGCGAGGAAAACUUUUUCUUGUUUGGACGACAACUUGCCAAGUUCAAAAGGAUCAUCUUUUCGUCGCUCAAUUGUCACCCAACCCCCAACCCCUAGCUGUCCACACAGGCUUUAUCCCGGGUUCUUCAGUUCUUGCUCUCUGAAGCUCUAAAUUCCCCGCCUUCCCCCGUCUGGGCCAUCUCCAUCCCCACACUUGGACCCCAACGGACUUGGGACGAGCUACAGCCAACCAGCAUUCCCUGGCCUCGACGCCCUGCGCUUUCACCUCGAGCUCCCCUGAGCUGCACCAAUCACAAGGCUCGUCUCCAUGCAUCACCACCGUCGAAAGUCGGGCAACACGUCCAUGACCGACGUCCGCAAAGCAACAGUCGGUGCAUCAGACCCCAACUACAGGAAGCACUCAUCCAGACCUACCACCAUGACGAGAAGAAUCACACCGCAAAGCGCCCCAAAGCUGGGCAGGAGUCGCGAGGACAGAGAGAGGGAACUGGAUGAUGAGCGCUGGUGGGAUGAGGAGCGGGAGAGCUUCCCGCAGUACUGCAUGGUGUGCGAGAAGCAGUUCAUUCCAGCCGACGACCAGAACCUCUACUGCUCAGAAACAUGCCGGUACGAUGACCAGGUUAGCGCCUCGACGGCGCCGAGCCAUGGAAGUCACCCACCUACUCAGUACCCUUUCUACUCGGGAGCUCCAGAGCCCAGAGAUAUCGUACCCCGCGCCUCGCCUUCAAGGCCUAGCUCUACGCACUUUUCCCCGCCCUCAACGGCCGUAAAUGCGCUCAAGUCGUCACUAUACAUCCGCCCACCGAGUCCCACGUCACCCAUGAUGGGUACCUCCCACAGCGGUGUCUGGUCGUUUGGCAGGGGCACUGCUACAAGCCCAGACAACUCGUACACGAAACCCACCUCGAGUUACUUUUCGACCACUUACGACGGCGCGUACUACGACCACUACGGCUCCUCGGUUGACAGACCCCUUCCGUCACGCAGGCCUGGUGUUUACUCUAGACCAAAGAGCAUCGAACUCGUUACACCCAUGCUCGCCUCCGGGAGGUAGUUCUCCCGCAUUGAAAGUCAUGCGAGGAGCGGGUGCGGGUAGCCUCGCAUGGCAAUGCAGCGAUGCUGUCGGAAAAGGCAACGCUGAUUGCAGUCGUUGGGACCCAGGGACGCAAAGUCAAGAGCUGUCUUGAUUAGGAAAAGGACUUUUCUGAUCCUUCUUUAUCUCUCUCCAUGUGGGGGUUUGGUUGGCCGAGCUGUUGCAGUGCAACAUUCCGCGCGGGGUGCUGAAUGGCACAAUCUGCCCUCUCUUGUGUGCUGGCUGUGCUUCAGCAGUAGCAGCAGCAGCAGCAGCAGCAGCAGCAUCACACCUCCCAACCCCAGCUGCCACUCGUGCAGCUUUCAGGAUCUUUUGAUUUCUCGGUACCCCACACACGGGUGAGCCGGUUCAGCAUGGGGAGCGGCGGGGAUGCCAUCCUCAGGCUUUCCACAUCUGUCUUGGCACAUUACAGGCCAGCAUCAAAAAAAGAGGCGUUUUCUGGGGCACACCUGCAUUUCUUAGCGCGGGGUUGGUCCCUCGGCUGGGCACGCGCUGUACAGGGGAAGAGGGAGGGAGGGAUUGGUGGUUGCCGUGGACUUGGUUAACGUCCCACAUCAUCACAAACCACCUCCCCUUCUUGGUGCCUUUCUUCAUUGUCACUUACUACUAAUUUUGUUUUCAUGUUUGGGAUAUGUGUUUUCAACAAAAAGCUUAGCGGCAUGGGCGAGGUUUUAUCUGAAGAUAAUAGAUGGGAAAAAAGCAACAUUUUUUUAUUCCUUGGAGCAUGACAAAUCAUGGAGAGGAGGACUAUUAUUCGUUUCGGGGGGUCUUGAGGAGGACAUCUGAGCUUACUACUCUACUUAUUUUUAGCAUUUAUAACUUUCUUGGAGGUGGCGGCAUAGUAUUGGAGAUUAUUGGCAAAGGAAACACAGGCCUCUUUUUUUUUUCUCUUUCUGUCUGAAAUGUAUAUAGCUAACUUUGUUACGUCUUUUUUAUUUCGCUCUUGGCAUGAACGGAGCUUUCUUUUUUUUAUCACGAUGGGGGCUUUUUUUUGAUUUCCGGAUACGGACGGACGGACGGAUGGGACAUGUCACACCGCUCAAACAAAACACACAUUUUUCGUUUAAUUACACAAUUGAAUUGGCUGAAUACAACACACACACACACACACACACACACACAGAGAGAAUGAUGCAUUUGCUUUUUCGCUUCUUGUUUCGCUUGAUCUGUCUUGGUGACCGUUGUGGAACAAGUGGAACUGCUUGCUUGGUGUGGAUGGACUGGUGGAGAUAGAAUAUGGUUACACGGGUGGUGGGGUUGGUUGGAGCUUGCUGGCAAACAAGCAAAGACCGAGAAUAUGGGGUAAUAAGAUGUGGGUUCCUGAAUUGGAUGGGACGCUGGGUUUUUUGGAGGAGAGGGGGGAU